This is a messenger RNA of Eucalyptus grandis, 2736 nucleotides long. RefSeq names its product L-type lectin-domain containing receptor kinase IV.1. Gene Ontology annotation, molecular function: ATP binding; carbohydrate binding; protein kinase activity. Gene Ontology annotation, biological process: protein phosphorylation. The record is from RefSeq and is a predicted model, not a curated record. NCBI's taxonomy places the organism in Eukaryota, Viridiplantae, Streptophyta, Magnoliopsida, Myrtales, Myrtaceae. Gene Ontology annotation, cellular component: plasma membrane.
AUUUUUUUUGAAAAACCAAACUGAACUGAAUCGUUGACACCCCUAUCUCCAUAUACCAACAUUCUCAGUACCGUGGAAGAGUCAUACGUGGUAUUAGACACACCGCAAAAAUUUGUGGGGGCAUUGGCCUUUCGUCCAUCUUCGUCUAGUUGUGACGCUUCCUUGGCCAUAGUUUCGCAUCGGAUGCCAUCGGUCAUUGACUCUUCGAGGAGCUACCGAAGACGACGAAACAUCAUCAACUCACGUUGACGGCUGUAUCGGUCUACUUCGGCCAUUGACUGAAAUGUCACAAUGGCAUACGAAGACGGGCAAAUUACAGAACUUUAAGUUGGUGAUAAGACUAGAAGCAAUCAGUCAAUCACACGAUAGGGGAGUCAUAAGGCUCGGACCAAUCAGUUGAAGGUUUGUUGGGGGUGCACAGGUUUGGGACACUGACGGUUAAAUUGCACGACAUUCGAUUCAAUGCUGUGUAAAUCGGUUGAAUCACUAUUAUGACUACGAAUUAUCUCAUCGGAGUAGUGUAUUCAGCUAAUUUCUUCAGGCUCUAGCCAUGUUAUUCGUGAUUGUUCUGGCGGUUUCUCUCCUGGGAAAUACAGCACCGACUCAUGGAACCGGCGAUUUCACCUACAAUGGUUUCCGGUCUGCAAAUCUGAGCCUCGAUGGUUUAGCUGAGCUCACUGGCAAUGGCCUCCUGAAGUUAACCAAUGGGACUGAAGAGAAGGAGACUUAUGCAUUCUACCCAGACCCCAUCACGUUCAAGAAUUCAUCCAAUGGCACUGUCCCCUCAUUCUCCACCACAUUUGUCUUCGCUAUAAUUCCUGGAUAUCCAGCUUUCGGCAAUCCAGUCACCUUUGUGAUAGCUCCUCGUAGAGUAUUUCCUGGAGCUCGGCCUGAUCAUUUCUUUGGUCUCUUCAAUGAAACAAACGAUGGCAAUGCCACGAACCACAUUUUUGCAGUGGAAUUUGACACGAUUCAAAACAACGAAAUAUAUGAUAUCAAUGACAACCAUGUCGGGAUUGAUGUCAAUGGGCUGAUCUCUCUAAAUUCUUCCCCUGCUGGAUACACUGAAAACAACAUUCCAGGCUUCAGAAACUUGAGUCUGAUUAGUGGUAAAGCAAUGCAAGUUUGGGUGGAUUAUCAUGGUGUGCAGAAACAAAUCAGGGUCACAUUAGCUCCAGUCAAUGUCGAAAAACCGAACACUCCCCUUUUGUCUCUAUCCUUCAAUCUCUCGCCAAUCUUCAAGGAGACCAUGUAUGUUGGGUUCUCUUCCUCAACCGGUACGCCCUUAACUUCUCAUUAUAUACUCGGAUGGAGCUUUAAGGUAAAUGGACAAGCUCAUAGGCUUGAUUUGUCUCAACUUCCUAGAUUACCCCAUAUGAAAAAGAAGCAGAAAUCCAUUUUUCUCACUGCUGGGUUGCCUUUCAUAUGCUUGUUCUUUCUGUCAAUACUAGUCUUUGCUAUGGCUUAUGCGAUUAGAAAAAGAAGAAAAUUCGCAGAGGUUCUUGAAGAUUGGGAGCACGACUACAGUCCGCAUCGGUUCAAGUACAAAGAUAUCUAUGUUGCCACAAAGGGGUUCAGAGAUCAGGAGCUACUAGGAGCUGGUGGAUUUGGUAGGGUUUAUAGAGGGGUAUUACCCACCUCAAAAACUGAGAUUGCAGUGAAGAGGAUUUCUCAUGAAUCGAGGCAAGGGCUGAGACAGUUCAUCGCCGAGAUUAUUAGUAUUGGUCGGCUUCGCCAUCGGAACAUUGUGACGCUUCUCGGAUAUUGCCGUCGGAAGGGUGAACUGCUGUUGGUUUAUGACUACAUGCCAAAUGGAAGCCUAGACAAGUACCUCUAUAACCAACCAAGGGUGACCCUCAGUUGGAGUCAAAGAUUUAGAGUGAUCAAAGGUGUUGCCCAUGGCCUCUCUUAUCUCCAUGAAGGAUGGGAACAAGUAGUGAUUCACAGGGAUAUCAAAGCUAGCAACGUCUUGCUUGAUUCAGAACUAAAUGGAAGGUUAGGAGAUUUCGGGCUUGCAAGACUAUAUGAUCACGGUACAGAUCCUCAAACCACCCAUUUGGUGGGAACUAUUGGAUAUCUGGCCCCAGAGAACACUCGAACUGGCAAGGCCACCACGAGCACAGAUGUUUUCGCGUUCGGGGCAUUUUUGCUUGAAGUUGCUAGUGGAAGAAGGCCGAUUGAGGCUCGGGAGGAGGAGGACGUGAUACUGGUGGACUGGGUGUUUUCUUGCUGGGAUAAGGGUGACAUUCUAGAUGCAAGAGAUCCGAACUUAGGGACGGACUUUGUGGCGAAGGAGGUGGAGCUAGUGUUGCAACUCGGACUGUUGUGCUCCCAGUCUCAGCCAACCGCAAGGCCACGCAUGCGACAAGUGGUGCAGUACUUGGAAGGGGAGCUCGCGUUAGAGGAGCUAUCAUCACUUGGUAUUUCAAAAAGUGGAUGGCAAUUUUCAUAUCAUGAUGGUUUUAGUAUGGCUGGCACGUCUUAUCCGUCUUCCGCUAACAAGGCAUUUUCUCAGACAUCUUCUGUUGCAAACUCUCUCCUCUCUGGCGGAAGAUGAGUCUUAAGCUCGGUAUAUUAAAGUGAAAGCACAUUUCAUAAAUCGAAGCAAAAGUCAAACUAAUGUUCUUGUGCAUCAAGCAUUCGUAGUUUGUGACUUUGUGAGUUUAUGUAAACUGUAAUUUAAGAUUCUAUGGAUCGAACCAAUUUCUGCAGUAUAUUCUUGCAUGUUCUUGGGAA